This is a messenger RNA of Salarias fasciatus (jewelled blenny), 2133 nucleotides long. It is a transcript of the gene svopa, whose product is annotated as SV2 related protein a. Bases 79 to 1833 code for a protein of 584 amino acids. Lineage: Eukaryota; Metazoa; Chordata; Actinopteri; Blenniiformes; Blenniidae. Gene Ontology annotation, cellular component: membrane. Gene Ontology annotation, biological process: transmembrane transport. The transcript is spliced from 15 exons. Gene Ontology annotation, molecular function: transmembrane transporter activity. The record is from RefSeq and is a predicted model, not a curated record.
GGUCGCUCUCCUCGGUGCUGAAAUAAUGUAAACGGCGAUGAGGCCAAACGGAGAGCCGGCCUGGAGAAAACAGCGAAAAUGGACGAUGAUCUGUUCCAACUGAGACAGCUGCCUGUGGUCCGCUUCCGUCGCACAGGUGAGAGCACACGCUCAGAGGAGGAUGCUGAGAAUAGAGAGCAGGACGUCAGGGUUGCAGAGCAGACUGACUUGGAGUCUGUGGCCCUUGCAGAGGCAGCUCCUGUACCUCGAGAGUUUGCCAAUCCCACCGACGGUACAGUAUUACAGGACUUCAUCUCCCUCAAAUUAGUUUUUAAAAUGAUUAGUCUUUAUUUGGAUUGGUACGGACAUCCUAUAAUUCAUAUCUUUUGCUUUCCUUCAGACACUUUCAUGGUAGAAGAUGCCGUAGAAGCCAUAGGCUUCGGGACAUUUCAGUGGAAACUGUCCAUCCUCACUGGUCUAUCAUGGAUGGCCGACGCGAUGGAAAUGAUGAUCCUCAGCAUCUUAGCGCCACAGCUUCACUGUGAGUGGAGGUUACCGAGCCUUGAGGUGGCACUGCUCACAUCGGCCGUCUUCAUUGGGAUGAUGAUCAGCUCUUCCCUUUGGGGAAACAUAUCUGACAAAUAUGGAAGAAAGACCGGCCUGAAGAUGAGUGUGUUGUGGACGAUGUUCUACGGCCUAUUGAGUGCAUUUGCACCGAUUUAUGGGUGGAUCCUUUUCCUCCGCGCUCUGGUGGGUUUUGGCAUUGGAGGAGCACCACAGUCGGUGACACUGUAUGCAGAAUUUCUGCCAAUGAAGUCUCGAGCCACGUGCAUCCUGCUGAUUGAGAUUUUUUGGGCUCUGGGUACCGUCUUCGAGGUUCUCUUAGCCAUCAUGGUGAUGCCCACUCUGGGCUGGCGCUGGCUGCUCGGCCUUUCCACCAUUCCUCUUUUCAUAUUUGCGAUCCUGUGCUUUUGGCUGCCGGAGAGCGCUCGAUAUGAUGUGCUGACAGGAAAUCAGGAGAAGGCUCUGGCCACGCUGAAGCGUAUCGCCACAGAGAACGGCGCUCCGAUGCCUCUGGGAAAACUAAUCGCUGCCAGACAGGAGGAUCGUGGGAAGAUUGGAGACCUGUUUUCAUCACAUUUUCGCUGUACAACAGUUUUGCUGUGGUUCAUUUGGUUUGCAAAUGCCUUUGCAUACUAUGGACUGGUGCUGCUCACCACAGAGUUAUUCCAGGAAGGAGGUGCUUGUGGAAUGAUCAAAGGUAAUAAGAAGGAGCUCCGAUGCAGCUUAGAGUGUAAAUACCUGAAUUCUGAUGACUAUAAAGACCUGUUGUGGACGACGCUAUCUGAAUUCCCAGGACUGCUGGUGACACUGUGGGCCAUUGAUCGGUUGGGAAGGAGGAAGACCAUGGCUUUGUGUUUCCUUGUCUUUUCUCUGUGCAUCAUUCCCCUCUACGGCUGUGUCGGGAGAGCUUCCAUGACAGUGCUGAUAUUCAUCGCCAGAGCCUUUAUUGCAGGAGGGUUCCAGGCUGCCUACGUAUACACUCCAGAGGUUUACCCAACAGCAACCAGAGCUUUAGGUUUGGGAACGAGCAGUGGAAUGGCCAGAGUGGGAGCUCUCAUCACGCCGUUCGUUGCUCAGGUGAUGUUGGAGUACUCGGUGUACCUGGCUCUGUCAGUGUACUGCUGCUGCUGCCUGUUCGCCGCCAUCGCCUCCUGCGCGCUGCCGAUCGAGACCACCGGCCGGGGCCUGCAGGAGUCCAGCCACCGGGAGUGGGGGCAGGAGAUGAAGGGCCGCGCCUCCCCCCACAGCACAGGAGAACCCCCCGACUCCAACUCUGGCUCCCAAGGCUGAAGGAGGCUCGGCCGCAGCACAAACCCGGCAGGUGACCGCAGUGAAGAAAACUGGCAAGGGGUGCUCAGAAGGCCAGGCCAGCCGUCCCCCGCCCAUCGCCGACCCCCUCCUGUGAUUCUUCAGUGUAGACACCACAGUGGCUUCAGAGAGCCAGGCAGCACAAUAUUUUUUACAUGUCACUGUACUUAUAGUCUUAAAACACCAUCGCUGUCACAAGUUUGCCUCUGUACAAGUUCACACAGGGUGACUGGAAAGACCAAAAAAACCCGGCAUGAGCGCGAGACAAGAUUUCCUGAAGAA